This is a messenger RNA of Eleginops maclovinus (Patagonian blennie), 1339 nucleotides long. RefSeq names its product small integral membrane protein 18 (gene smim18). Lineage: Eukaryota; Metazoa; Chordata; Actinopteri; Perciformes; Eleginopidae. The record is from RefSeq and is a predicted model, not a curated record. Bases 243 to 566 code for a protein of 107 amino acids. The transcript is spliced from 2 exons.
AGAGAGCAGCCCGUGCUGUUCAGCUGAGACGCCAAGAGCUGCAAGGAGUGGCGGAGGGGGCGAGGGAGUGCACGAGCGACGGCUGAUAGUGCGUGAGAGUGCUGGGGAGGAAAAACGGGUCGAGGACUGAACACAGAUGAGGGGAGAGAGUACAAGACAGAGCAAUAGGUGGAGCCCCGAACACACGAGAGUGCGUCUGUUGACUUGCAUCUUCUGAAGGCUGAGCCAGACACGCAGAAAUCAUGACCAACAUCACUACCACCAUACACCCAGGCUAUCUCCCGGGGCAGCCAGAGGCGGCGCUUCUCUCCCGUGUGUCAUUGCAGGUCCAGGAGGUCUACCCUUUCCAUGAUGGCUGGAAUGUGGCUUGCUUUAUCAUCCUUCUGCUCUUCAUCCUCACCGUUGUAUCUCUGGCUGCUUUGGCUGUGCUCUAUGAGCUACUGGACUGUGGGUGCUGUGUCAAAGGGAAGACACACCACCAGCUACAGGAGGAGGGGCCGGGAAGCUGCGGCAAGCUCAUGACCAGCAUCUGCAAGGAGCCAGAAUCCUGCACUGAGGUGGUAUAGGGGCAGCAAGGCCGAAGAUGAGGAAGAUGGCAAUUUGGGCUUUAGUUCUGAACUGGGCAAUAUAACAACCAUGAACAUAAUGCCCUGAGAAAAGAACUUCCCAUUGCCCAACAGUGGUUCAAUGGCUCCCAGCUUAGACGAUGUCAAGGGAAGCGUUAAGGUGAAAGAACAAUGUAAAAAAAACAAAGAGGUGAAUUUCUGAGGGAAGUAAUGAGGGAAUCUUCACACGUUAACGUUCACUAACACAUAUUGCAGACACUAAAAGCCAUAUUUCACUCCAGAAACACCGCCAGAGAAAAAAAGAGCACCCAAGUAGUCUAAUAAUAGUGUGGCUAUUUUGACAUAAAAACACUAAUAACAUGUAAUAUCAACAAGUGGAAAAAAAAUCCUUCUGCCCUGUGAGUACUGCACAUGCCUAUGAGCCAGAUGUCAAUGCAAACGAGCUUCUAAGAGACAUGGUAAAAUGUUGUAUAUUGACAGAAUAUGCUGUCCAAAUGUAAAGACUUCAUUACCAUUGUUUCCCAACAAGACCUGAUGGACAGUAAAUAAAUGAUCAAGCUUAGCUGGCAAACAUUGUUGCUUUGAAUAAAGCCUGUGUUUCUUGGUUCUUAAAUUAUUGUUUGCCAGUGAUGUCAACAUGUUUAAAAUUGCAACAUUAUCUCAAGUCAAGUGACACUUGGUUGCUGCUGAUGUAAUUUAUCAUGUCAUAUUAAACACAAUGUAUGAUUUGAACAGGCCUUACCACACAAUGCCUAAUAAAUCACUUAAUUAUG